This is a messenger RNA of Astyanax mexicanus (Mexican tetra), 13285 nucleotides long. It is a transcript of the gene dync2h1, whose product is annotated as cytoplasmic dynein 2 heavy chain 1. Gene Ontology annotation, biological process: microtubule-based movement. Bases 137 to 13054 code for a protein of 4305 amino acids. The record is from RefSeq and is a predicted model, not a curated record. Lineage: Eukaryota; Metazoa; Chordata; Actinopteri; Characiformes; Acestrorhamphidae. The transcript is spliced from 92 exons. Gene Ontology annotation, cellular component: dynein complex. Gene Ontology annotation, molecular function: dynein intermediate chain binding; ATP hydrolysis activity; minus-end-directed microtubule motor activity.
GGCGUAGCAGAGAUGUCCAACGCAGACUAGCGCUACGUAAUCUCCGUGGUGUUGCCACGGCAACCACGCCAGCUUUACCUCUCGCGCAGCGUUAGGGCGCUGCAGCUAAUGGUGCGCAGGGUGAUUUCUGAGUGAGAUGGACUCUGCUGUGAAAGACCCCCGUAAGCUCUUUCUACUGAACACAGCAGCAAAUUAUUUCAGCCUGAAGCCAGCAUACUCCCUGUCUACAUCCACUGAGCUCAAUACCUUCCUAGAUGAUGCAAACCAGUUUAUCCUGGUAACCAGCAGUGAUGGAGAUCAGCUGCGCUUCUUCAAUAAGAUGGACAGUGAUUGGGAUGAAGAGCGUGUGUUGGUGUUCUUCAAGUUGCAUCCGUGUGUGAUUACGGAAGAGAAUGUCAGCAGAGCCGUGCUUGUCUCCACCAUGCUGGAGUCUCCAGUCCACACCCUCUACCAAACACUCAGACAGGUGUUCAACCCUGCACUUUUACAGGAUGAGAAGUGGAGCCAGGCAUUUGAUCCACGGCUGCAGUCUCUUCUCAGUGAGCUUGAGGAGGGGUUGGGAUCAGUGCUUCGACACACACUUCCUAAGGAUUCAGGCAAAAAGAGGCUGUCUGAGGAUGAUGUUGUGGGUAUUGUAACGCCAAGUGAUGAGUUCCAGUACUGGGCUGAGUUGGGUCAAACAGUAGAGAAGAGCAGCAAAAGAGAAAGAGCAGCACACUUUUCUGAGCUUUUUAAGCCAAUAGUUAAGGAUUACAGUAACCUGGAAAGCCUGAGUUUAUUGGAUGCGCUGGAACUAGCUGAAAACUCUCAAGAUGUUCUGGAUGAUGUUUGGAGACAAAAUGAGCACACGCCCUAUCCCGAAAUCCGCAUGCGCAGACUCAUGGACAUCAUAGGAUCGUCUCUGGGCCGGUUUGUUCAGAAAAAGCUCUGUGUCCUGCAUCUGUGGGAAGAUCCGUAUCUGACAGUGAGAGAAAAUCUAAGAGAGGGCGUGACUCUGUGUGAGCAGUGGGUGACAGCAUGUGAGCACUUGACCGGACAGCUGUGGAAACGCUAUUCACCACACCUGUGGGAGGGGGAUAAGCUCCACCCACACGGGUUAAAAAACCUCAUUCAGCGACUGGAGGAGGUUUUACAGAUCCGGGCAGUGCAGGAGAAGCUGCAACAUUUGUUGUCAGAGAGACAACAGCAAGUUUCAGCCUCCAGAGUGUUUGAGCCUUUUAGUGGACUCAACCCUGUACUCUACAACCCUUACACUGAGCCUCUGUGGAGAGCUGCUGUGUCUCAGUUUGAACGGCUAAUCGCUCCAGCUGAAGAGGAAGCAGCACGAAAGCUGAAAAUAUACAUUAGAGAUGUACAGGAAAGUCCUCAACAGUGUCUGCAGGUGUUCCAGAAGCACAGGGAAAUUAUCAAGCGUCCCACAGUGAGCAAAGAGCUCCAGUCUGAGAGAGAGAUACUGCUGACACGAUUGCAAGACUUCUGCAAAGGUUUGCGUGCUGAUUUUGAAAGCCGCUGCCAUGGAGCUCCAGGAGAAAAAACAGGGCCUUUAGCGGGACGAAACCUUCCAGAGGUUGUGAACAACAUAGUGUGGGUUAGGCAGCUGCUGAUGAAGGUGGAAAACUAUCUGAAGAUGGGCGAGGCUCUGUUGACAGGCUUGCUGGGGUUUGGUGGUUUUGCUCGUUUCUGUGCCGAUCUGCAGGAGCAGCUGAAGGUUUAUGAGCAGGAGCAGUUUGAGGAUUGGUCCAGGGAUCUACUCUCAGGACUGGCAGAUCCCAAAUCAGGAAUCAGUUUGCUGGCAAGUAACCGUGUGAUGGAGCUGGAUCACAUGGACGGUAAGCUGAAGAUCCAUUACUCAGAGCGGUUAGUGAGUCUGCUGAGGGAAGUGAGGCAGCUCUCUGCUCUGGGAUUCAGCAUCCCCACCAAAAUCCAACAGGCCGCCAACACUGCAGAGAAGUUCUACAGACAGGCUUUGAUACUCAAACAGGUGGCUCAUUUCUACAACACCAUAGACCAGCAGAUGAUUCUGUCUCAGAGGCCGAUGCUGCUGAACUACGCUCUGGCUUUUGAGCAGGUUAUAAAGCAGAAUCCUCGUUAUGACGAACGGGAUGCAGGAGGGAAGAUGCAGAUAACGUGGGAAAACACCAAAGAGCUGGAGCUUUACAUCAGCAGAUUGCAGAAUGCUGCUGAAAAACUCUCAGCAGAAAACAGGAAGCUGCGGAAGUGGCACACUAAUUUCAUAGACAAGGUGGGAGUGUUAAUGGGUGUAGAUUUGUUGCGGCAGCAGCAGCGCUGGAAGGAUGGAUUGCAGGAGCUCAGGACUGGCUUUGCCACACUUGAAUCACAGGGCAUUCGUGUGAGUGAUAUGCGGGCCUGGAGACAGCACUGGAACCAUCAGCUUUAUAAAGCUCUAGAGUAUCAGUACCAGGUGGGUCUGGAGGCCCUAAACAAGAACCUUCCAGAAAUACACAUCGACCUCAUCUUCAAGCAGGGUCGUCUGCAAUUCCGACCGCCGUUUGAGGAGGUUCGUGCAAAGUAUUACAGAGAGCUGAAGCGCUUCAUCAGCAUCCCCAACCAGUUCAGAGGUGUGAGCGAGCCGGGGGAGGAGCCUAUCUUUAGCCACAUGAUCGAACGCAAUGCUAAUGGCUUUCUGACCGUCUACAGCAAGGCUGAGGUGCUCUUUAGCAGGCUGCUCAGCGUGCAGGACACGUUCAAGGAGUGGGUUGUGUUGGGGCAGGUGGAUAUGGAAGCCCUUGCAGAAAAGCACCUGCACAGCGCUCAGGACUGGGAGAGAAAUUUCAAAACCCUUAAAGCCAAAGGGAAAGAGUCUGAACGCUUACCCAGUGUGGAGAAAGUUGACUGUAUCACAGUGAACUGCGAGCCUGUUAAAACCGUGAUUGAUGAUCUUAUCCAGAAACUUUUUGACACUCUGCUGGCAACUCUAAGAAAGUCCAUUCAGGGUCAUAUCCAGGCAAUAGACUCAUUUGUUACUGGUGCAAUGGAGACUUUAUCCACUCGACCAGAAAGUAUAGAUGAGAUUGGAGAUGCUAAUGCCAAACACAGCCAACUACAGGCCAAGAAACCGGAGGUUGUUCCGCAGUUUCAGCAGGCGGAGGAAAAGAACAGGCUGCUGCGGUCGGUGGCUGGAGGUGGUGUGGACUCCAUCAGCUCUCUUCGAGCAAAGUGGGACAAAUUUGAGCUUAUGAUGGAGAGCCACCAGCUCAUGAUCAAAGAACAGGUGGAGGUGAUGAAGGAGAGUGUGUUGACACGGGUACAGGUGUACCUGCAGGAUCUGCAGAAGUUCCACCUUCGCUGGGAGCAGCUUAGGCCGAGUGAUGAUGUCAUAGAGUCAGGUGACCAUGCUGCUCUGCAGCGCUCCUUGGAGAGCAUCCAGGAGAAAAAGGAGGAGUUUAAUGAGCUUGAGGAAACACGCAAAAAACUCUUGGAGGACUGUGAGCACUUUAAUCUGGAGCCUCCAGAUGUUUCUUUAGCAUAUGACACAAUGAAGGAUUUGCAGGAGUGCUCUGAGAUGUGGGCUCUUUAUGAGGAGUUUCAGAACGGACUCAACCAGAUUGCUCAACAAGAUUGGAUCACAUUUAGGAGCAAGACUCAUGAGUUUGAAGAGUUAUUGUUUGCGUGGCAUGACCGCCUGAGGAAGCUGCAGGAACACAACACCAUGUCGGUCAUGCUACAGAAGGAGGUGGACAAAUAUAAGGCUGCGGUGCCUGUGCUAAAGUAUGUUCGGGGUGAACACCUCUCUCAGGACCAUUGGCUGGAUCUGUUCAGGCUGCUGGGACUGCCCAAAGGAACCACACUGGAAAAGCUGCUCUUCAGAGACUUACUGAAUGUUACACACACUAUUAUUGACAAGGCACUGGAACUAAAGGACCUGAACAGCCGUGCUCAUGCGGAGGUGAGUAUCCGUGAGGCUCUGCGGGAGCUAGAGCUGUGGGGAGCCGGAGCUUGUUUUUCUCUUCUGGAAUAUCGGGACAGCUCUGGAGUGCAGCUUAACUUGAUCCGGGACUGGAGAGAAGUGUUCAGCCAGGUGGGGGAUAACCGCUGCCUGCUGCAGUCCUUGAAGGAUUCACCGUAUUACCAGAGUUUCCACGACAAAGUCUCGCUGUGGGAGACGCGUCUGUCUGACCUGGACGACUUUCUGCACAGCCUCAAUGCCAUUCAAAGAAAAUGGGUCUACUUAGAGCCCAUAUUUGGGCGUGGGGCACUGCCAAGGGAACAGGCACGCUUUCAGAGAGUGGAUCAGGACUUCAGGGCUAUUAUGGGUGAUGUGCAGAGAGACAGUAGGAUGACAUCUUUGACAGCUCGAGCGGGGAUGAGGAACACCCUGGUCACUCUACAAGAUCAGCUGCAGCGCUGCCAAAAAUCACUCAAUGACUUCCUUGAGGAAAAGCGUUCUGCAUUUUCUCGCUUCUAUUUUAUUGGUGAUGACGACCUGCUGGAAAUUCUGGGCCAAGCCACCAACCCCACCGUCAUACAAACACACCUGAAGAAGCUGUUUGCUGGCAUCUACAGUGUGGACUUUGACACCAGCUUUAGCAAAAUUACUGCUAUGAAAUCCCUGGAGGGUGAAACGGUACCCUUGAGGAACACCAUCACCAUCUCUAGUGAUGUGGAGGUGUGGCUCAGUGGGCUGUCAACAGAAAUGAAGGAGACGUUGAAGUCUCUGCUGUGUGAAUGUGUUCGUGCAGUAAAGAGAGGUGGGGUUGACCCCAACCGCUAUCCCUCACAGAUCCUGUGUCUGGCUGAACAAAUCCAGUUUACUGAGGAUGUGGAGAAUGCCAUCCGGCAGCAGAACCUUCACCAGCUGGAGCUGGAGCUAAUAGCUAAACUAGACCACUACACCAACACUGACACCAGCAGCGAGUCGGGAGAGUCCAGUGUUCUACAGCUGAAGCUGAAGGCUCUGGUACUGGAUGUGAUCCAUAACCUGUCAGUGGUCCGGGAGCUGCUGGAGACUCAGGUGCACAACACUGAUGACUGGCUGUGGAAGAAGCAGCUCCGUUUUUACCUGAACUCAGAGCAGCAUUGCACCAUACACAUGGUAGAUGCAGUGUUCAAUUACACCUAUGAGUACCAGGGUAAUGCUGCAAAGUUGGUCCACACUCCACUGACUGAUAAGUGCUACCUGACGCUGACCCAGGCGAUGAGGAUGGGGUUGGGGGGAAAUCCGUACGGUCCUGCAGGAACUGGCAAAACUGAAUCUGUGAAAGCCCUUGGUGGACUGUUCGGCAGACAAGUGCUAGUUUUUAAUUGUGAUGAGGGAAUAGAUGUGAAGUCUAUGGGCCGUAUCUUUGUGGGACUGAUGAAGUGCGGAGCGUGGGGCUGCUUUGAUGAAUUUAAUCGCCUGGAGGAGGCCGUGCUCUCUGCUGUCUCCAUGCAGAUCCAGGCCAUCCAGAACUCACUUAAGAACCACACAGCCACCUGCCAGCUACUGGGCAAAGAGGUGGAGCUGGACCCGAAUUCAGGAGUGUUUAUAACGCUGAACCCGGCCGGUAAAGGUUACGGAGGGAGGCAGAAGCUUCCGGAUAACCUGAAACAGCUAUUCCGACCGGUUGCCAUGACGACCCCAGAUAACGAGCUGAUCGCUGAGGUCAUUCUUUACUCAGAGGGAUUUAAGGAAGGGAAGGAGCUUGGAUGCAAACUUGUUGCUAUUUUCAACCUGGCCAGGGAGCUAUUGACCCCACAGCAGCACUAUGACUGGGGACUGCGUGCUUUGAAGACUGUUCUUAGAGGAUGUGGAAGUUUAUUACAACUUCAGAAAAAACAGCAGAACAACCAGAAUAACAUAAAGGAAAGUGGAUUGGUGGUUCAGGCUCUGAGGCUGAACACCAUGUCUAAGCUGACGUUUGCAGACAGCUCACGGUUCGAUGCUCUGGUCAGAGACGUGUUUCCUGGAGUUGACUUUAAGGAUGUGGAGUAUGAAGCUCUGAAUGCUGCCUUGCUGGCAGCAUACGAAGAGGCAAGGCUGGAGGUCAUCCCCAGCCAGAUAAAAAAGGCUCUGGAGCUGUAUGAGCAGCUGAAGCAGCGUAUGGGUGUGGUGGUGGUGGGUCCCAGCGGUGCAGGGAAGUCAACGCUGUGGAAGCUACUGCGGGCGGCGCUGGGCCGACUCGACCUGCAGGUCAAACAGCAUACGCUCAACCCAAAAGCCAUGCAGCGCCAUCAGCUGCUCGGACACAUCGACAUGGACACCCGUGAGUGGACUGACGGGGUGCUCACUGCCUCUGCCAGGCAGGUCGUACGAGAACCUCAGGAGGUGAGCUCGUGGAUAGUGUGUGAUGGUGAUGUCGAUCCAGAGUGGGUGGAGUCUCUGAAUUCAGUUCUGGACGAUAAUCGUCUGCUGACUAUGCCCAGCGGAGAACGUAUUCAGUUCGGCCCCAAUGUCAACUUCCUGUUUGAAACACACGACCUGAGCUGCGCCUCGCCUGCCACGAUCUCCCGCAUGGGCAUGAUCUUCCUCAGUGAUGAAGACACGGACGUAGGGUCUCUACUGAAGGCAUGGUUAAGGAGAGAGGAGGAACAGAACAGAGUGAACCUGGAAAACUGGAUUAAUGACUACUUCCACAGAGCACUGGACUUGGUCUUCAAGCAGAAUGACUUUGUAGUAGAGACAAGUCUGGUGGGGACAGUGCUAAAUGGUUUAUCCCAUCUGAGGGGUGUGUGUGAGCGGGGUCAGUUCGUGGUUGGGCUAAUCCGUGGACUGGGAGGAAACCUGCACCUUAAAUCCCGUCAGGAAUUUGCCAAAGAGGUCCUUAGCUGGGCGAGGGAGAGUCCCCCUGACCCGCGGAAGCCUCUGGACGUGUAUUAUGACUCUGACUCCAGCCGGCUGCGUGCGUAUGAGCUGCAGCGUGGGGACGGACUGUGUGUGGAGGAUUUCAGCAAUCCCUACACACUCCCUGUUAUACACACCGCCGACAUGCAGCGCGCAUUGCAUGUCUUUACACACUGGCUCCGCCCUGGACACACACAGCCGUUUCUACUGGUGGGGCCAGAGGGCUGCGGCAAGGGGAUGUUGUUACGGUACGCAUUCUCCAAGCUGCGCUCUACCCAGGUGGCUGUGCUGCACUGUAGUGCUCAGACUUCAUCCCUGCAAGUAUUACAGAAACUCUCACACACUUGUGUGUGUCUGAGCUCUAGCACAGGCCGAGUGUAUCGCCCUCGAGACUCUGAGACCCUCGUCCUCUAUCUCAAAGAUAUUAACCUGCCCAGACCAGACAAAUGGGGCACCAGCAACAUCAUCACCUUUCUGCAGCAGGUGUUGACGUAUCAUGGGUUUUAUGAUGAGAAUCUGGAGUGGGUGGGGUUGGAGAAUAUUCAGAUAGUGGCCUCCAUGUCAGCAGGGGGCGCACUGGGCCGUCACACACUCACCUCCCGCUUUACCUCUAUAGUGCGCAUCUGCACCAUUGAUUAUCCUGACAGGGAGCAACUGCAGACCAUCUACAGUGCCUACCUGUCUCCUGUGCUGCAAAGAACUCUGGGUAAUCACCCCACCUGGAGCUCUGCUGGGAGGGUACACCAGCUUGCUGGUUCACUGGUGCAGAUCUAUGAACAGGUGAAGGCUAAGUUCACGGUGGAUGAUUACAGUCAUUACCUGUUUACUCCGUGUGUGUUGACUCAGUGGGUGCUGAGUCUGCUCAGAUAUGACCUGACUCCAGGUAAAUGUGUUACUCCUGCAGACUCAGUGCUGGAAGUGAUAGCUUACGAAGCCCGCCGGCUGUUCAGGGACCGAAUCGUCUCCAGCAAAGAUUUAAACGCGUUUGAUAACAUCCUAAGCUCUGUCAUCAGAGGAGACUGGGGCUCUGAUGUGCUAGACAACAUGUCAGACACAUUCUUCGUGACCUGGGGUGCCAGUCAUGAGGGCCGGAACCCUAACCAACCCCUCCCACCUUACGGCAAGCCACUCGGCCGCCUCAACACCAGUGACCUUACUGAGGUCAUUCGCAAGGGUGUGGUCAUGUAUGGGCGUGAGAACCGCGAGCUGGACCUGCUGUUUUUCCCAGAGGUUCUGGACUUUAUGUCCAGAGUGGACCGUGCUUUGAGCAGUCCAGCAGGGUCUCUGCUGCUGGCCGGCCGGAGCGGAGUGGGACGCAGGACAGCCGUGUGUGUGGUCAGCCACAUGCAUGGAGCAACAAUUUACACCCCCAAAAUAUCUCGAUCUUACAGCCUCAAACACUUUAAAACUGACCUCAAAACGGUGAUGCAGUUUGCUGGUAUAGACGGCCAGCAGACUGUGCUGCUGUUGGAGGAUUAUCAGUUUGUUCAUCCCUCCUUCCUGGAGAUGGUCAACAGUCUGCUGUCCUCAGGUGAGGUUCCUGGGCUCUAUUCUGCGGAGGAGCUGGAACCUUUGCUGUCAUCUCUGAAAGAUCAGGCGUCACAGGAUGGCUUUACCGGACCCAUCUUCAACUAUUUCUCAAACCGUGUCCAGCAGAACCUCCAUGUGGUGCUAAUAAUGGACUGCACUAAUGAAAACUUCACCAUCAACUGUGAGAGCAACCCGGCGCUGUACAGGAAGUGCUCUGUCCAGUGGAUGGAGGGGUGGUCUGAGAGCAGCAUGAAGAAGAUCCCAGAGAUGCUUUUGAGUGGAGCGGGAGAACAGGAGGAGAAAAGCUCAGAAAGAUCAAAGAAGAAGAGAUCAGCCUCGCUGAAUGCAGACUUCUUCCGUUCGUUCCUGAGGAUCCACGAGUCCUGCCGUGAGUUUGGAGCCACGCCCAGUCAGUACCUGAGCUUCCUCAGAGUGUACCAGUCCAUUUACAGCACCAAGCAGAAAGAACUCACUCAGAGACAGCAGCAUCUGCAGGCUGGUGUGGCCAAGCUGAACGAGGCCAAGUCGCUGGUUGAUGAGCUGAAGCGGCGGGCAGCUGAACAGAGUGUCCUGCUGAAGACCAAACAGGCAGAAGCAGAUGCUGCCCUGCAGGAGAUUACCCUGUCCAUGCAGAAUGCGAGUGAUCAGAAGACAGAGAUGGAAAAGCUGAAGGGAAAGAUGGCUCAGGAAGUGGCCAAGAUCGAAGAGCGAAAGGAGAAGAUUGAGGACGAGCUGAAGGAAGUGCAGCCCCUGGUGGAUGAAGCCAAGCAGGCAGUAGGAAAUAUUAAAUCUGAGUCUCUGUCGGAGAUCCGCUCACUGCGAAUGCCACCUGAUGUCAUCAGAGACAUCCUGGAGGGAGUGCUGAGGCUCAUGGGAAUAUUCGAUACAUCCUGGGUCAGCAUGAAGAGUUUUUUGGCUAAGCGAGGUGUGAGAGAGGACAUCGCCACGUUCGAUGCUCGAAACAUCACACACGAAAUCCGCCAGAGUGUGGAGGAGCUGCUGCACAGGAACAAAGCUUCCUUUGACCCAAAGAAUGCAAAGCGUGCGAGUGCAGCUGCUGCUCCAUUAGCUGCGUGGGUGAAGGCGAACGUCCAGUAUUCUCAUGUUCUGGAAAAAAUACAGCCACUGGAGAGCGAACAAGCUGGACUGAUGGAAAAUCUGCGAAAGACGGAAAGUCGCAAGAACAAACUGGAAGGUCAGCUGAACUCUGUUGGAGAGAAAGUUCUGGAGCUGAAAGAGAAGUUUCAGUGUCGUACUACUGAAGCAGCGAAGCUGGAGGCUGAUGUGAGCAGAGCUCAGGAGACCAUCAGCGCUGCAGAGAAACUCAUUCACCAACUAGACGGAGAACACACACGGUGGACUACUCAGGUGGAUGAGAUCAGUGAGGAGUUGGCCACUCUUCCUAAGCGAGUGCAGCUUGCAGCAGCUUUCAUCACUUACCUGUCUGCUGCACCUGAAGACCAUCGCAGAGCCAAACUACAUACCUGGAUGGAAAACUCCGGAUUACAGAAAUUUGACUUGCGUCACUUCCUGUGUUCUGAGAGUGAACAGCUGAUUUGGAAGAGUGAAGGGUUGCCGUCUGACGAUCUGUCUAUGGAGAACGCUCUCGUUAUACUACAGAUCACUGCACUAAAGAACCGGAGUGUUGCUUGUCCAUUCUUGAUAGACCCUUCCUCCCGUGCAACAGAGUGGUUACGCAUUCACCUGAAGGAACAUCGGCUAGAGGUCAUCAACCAACAGGACUCUAGUUUUAUGACGGUGUUGGAGUUAGCAGUGCGUUUUGGUAAAACGCUGAUAAUUCAGGAAGUUGAUGGAGUCGAGCCAGUUCUUUACCCUCUACUGCGCCGAGACCUGAUCGCCCAGGGUCCUCGCUAUGUGGUGCAGAUUGGAGAUAAAGUUGUGGACUAUAAUGAGGAUUUCCGUCUGUUUCUGGCAACCCGGAACCCUAGCCCUUUUAUACCCCCUGAUGCUGCAUCAGUAAUAACUGAGGUGAACUUCACCACCACCAGAGCAGGACUGCGGGGGCAGUUACUGGCUUUGACUAUCCAGCAUGAGAAGCCCGAGUUGGAGAGUGAGAAAACUAAACUGCUGCAGCAGGAGGAGGAGAAGAAGAUUCAGCUCGCUCUCCUGGAGGAGUCACUGUUAGAGACGCUGGCUACAGCACAGGGGAACAUUCUGGAGAAUAAAGAGCUGAUCGAGUCUCUGAACCAGACGAAGGCCAGCAGUGCUUUGAUCCAUGACUCUCUCUCAGAGUCCCACAGACUGCAGACUGCCCUCGACCAGGAGAGGGAUGCUUAUCUCCCAUUGGCUGAGAGAGCCAGUAUGAUGUAUUUCGUUAUAACAGAUCUCUGCCAUAUUAAUAACAUGUACCGCUUCAGUCUGGCUUCCUUCCUCCGCAUCUUCCACAGAGCCCUGCAGACCAAACAGGAGAGUGACAGCACUGAGGUCAGGAUCGCUGCUCUGGAGGCAUCUUUGAAGAGUAUGGUGUAUGAAUAUGUCUGCCGCUCACUAUUUAAGGCAGAUCAGCUGAUGUUUGCGCUGCACUUUGUGAAAGGAAUGCAUCCUGAGCUUUUCCAGGAAAAUGAGUGGGAUGCAUUCACUGGAUUGAUUGUAGGAGACAUGGUCAGAAAAGCGGACUCCCAGAAGUCCUUGCAAGAACAAAUUCCUUCUUGGAUUGAUCAGGAAAGACUACCAGCUGUGGCUUUACUCAAGACCACGUUUCCAGCACUGUAUCAGUCUUUGUGUCUGAAUGACUCAGGUCUGUGGAUGUCCUUUUCUCGAAGCUCGACCUGUGAACAGGAAAUACCAUCAUCUAUUGCAAAGAAACUCUCCCUCUUUCAGCAGGUGCUGGUGGUACAGGCUCUUAGACCGGACAGACUGCAGAGUGCAAUGGCUGCUUUUGCCUCGCGUGCUCUGGGUAUGAAAGAGUUGUCUCCUCCACCUCUGAACCUGCGGCGAGUGUAUGGAGAGACUGUGGAGACAGAACCGGUCCUUCUGAUCAUUUCACCUGGAGCGGAUCCAUCACAGGAGCUGCUAGAGCUCGCCAGCGACACAGUUGGACGGGACAACUACCAUGAGUUGGCGAUGGGGCAGGGCCAGGCUGACGUAGCGCUGCAGGUUCUGAGGGAGUGUGUGCGGAGUGGAGAGUGGCUCUGUUUGAAGAAUCUGCACUUGGUCACUGCAUGGCUGCCCCUGCUGGAGAAGGAGCUAAACAGUAUGCAGCCUAAAGCAGGGUUCAGGCUGUGGCUGACUGCAGAGGUUCAUGCCAACUUUACCCCCAUCCUGCUGCAGUCCAGUCUGAAGAUCACUUACGAGGCUCCUCCUGGUCUAAAGAAGAACCUGUUGAGAACCUACGAGUCAUGGACCUCGAAUCAGAUCAGUAAAGGAGGACAGACGGCUCGAGCUCAGAGUCUGUUCUGCCUGGCCUGGUUCCACGCGGUCUGUCAGGAGAGACGCAAUUAUAUACCCCAGGGUUGGACUAAGUUCUAUGAAUUCUCUCUGUCUGAUCUGAGGGCUGGCUUUGACAUCAUUGAUCGACUUUUUGAAGGCGGUAAGGUGUUUCAGUGGGAGUGUGUGCACGGUUUGUUGGAGAGUGCGAUCUACGGUGGUCGUGUGGACAAUGUGUGUGAUCUGAGGGUUCUGCGCUCUUACCUGCAGCAGUUCUUCAGCACACAAGCUCUCACACACUCACGUAGCAGGAAAACACACGCUUUCCCCACUCAGAUCAGUCUCCCCAACUCCUGCAGCAUAAUGGAUUACCGCAGUGUGGUGGAGAGUCUUCCAGAAGAUGACAGACCGAGUUUCUUCGGCCUGCCUGCCAACAUUGAGCGCUCAGCCCAGCGAAUUACCAGCACACAGGUGAUCUCUCAGCUGAGAAUACUCAGUAGGUCGGUGGCUGCGGGCUCAAAGUUUGACAGAGAGGUUUGGUCCAGUGGCCUCUCACCUGUUCUUAACCUGUGGAAGAGACUGAACCAGGGUUCCUCUCUGAUCCAGCAGAAAGUCUCUCCUCCUGCUGAAGCCGUUGGCUCUCCUGUGCUGUCAUUUGUUCAGCUUGAGCAGUUUAACGCAAUCCGAUUGGUCCAGAGCAUCCACCAAUCACUGGCCUCGCUCAGCAAGGUGAUCAGGGGCACCUGUCUCCUCACAGCUGACGUCCAUAAAUUGGCAACCGCCCUACUCAACCAGGAGUGUCCUCUGAGUUGGCAGAGUAAGUGGGAGGGGCCAGAGGAUCCAAUGCAAUACCUCAGAGCUGUGGUGGCCAGAGCUCUCGCUGUCCAGAGUUGGGUGGACAGAGUGGAGAAGAACACACUGCGUAGUGAUACACUUGAUCUGUCUGAACUCUUCCAUCCGGACACCUUCCUCAACGCCCUGAGACAGGAGACUGCCAGGGCAAUGGGCUGCUCUAUGGACAGCCUGAAGUUUGUGGCAUCGUGGAAGGGUCAGAUUACAGGAUCCAAAUUACAAGUGAAGGUGGGAGGGUUGCAGGUGGAGGGCUGUACUUUUGAUGGAAAUCGCCUGAGUGAGAACCAGCAUGACUCGCCCAGUGUGUGUGCUGUUCCUGCAUGCUAUAUGGCCUGGAUUCCACAGAGUGUUCCAGGAUGUUAUUCGGAGGAGGAGUGUGUGUGGCUGCCGGUGUAUACGAGUGCAGAGAGGGUGCGUGUGGUCACUAAUGUUCAGCUCCCCUGUGGAGGAAACCCUGACCAGUGGAUCCAGAGUGGAGCUGCACUGUUCCUUAAACAGCAGUAAUACACACACAAACACGCUCAAACACAGUCUGUGUGUGUUGAUCAAGUUAUCACCUCUUGAAUUGUCUCUGUACUGUUAAAGUAUAUUUAUAUAUUUAUACAACAUAGCUGUAAAUCUUAAAUGCUGAUUUUUGCUAUUGACUUUAUAGGAUGUGUGUUUAUGUGUCUAUGAAUGUUUAAGUUGUAUAUUUUAAUAUUAUCACAAUAAAUAAAGAAAUAAGUAAUUCACCCA